AUCACAAUCUUGUAAACCGUCUCUUCAUUGCCCAAGUCCCUCCAGAAUCGACCUUACAAUGCCUAGAAUGUUUCGGGGUGUAAAAUCUAGACCGAGCUGGUAUUAUCGUGUCCAAGGCCUAUUGACAGACCGCUAUCACCGUAGAGAAAACAAUUUGUGCGACGACGACGAGCCACGCCCUGAAGAUUAUGAUGAGGAUCUUUCUAGUGUUUUCACUUUCUCCUGCGCCUCUAGAAAUGGCUGUGAUUAUGUCACCGACGAUAUUUGCGAGUAUCACAUGAAAUUGACACGGAAGGCCCAGAUUCAGACAAAGAGCUCGACAAGAACGAUCCCGAUGACAUCAAGUACCUCGAGAUGAAGAUGGAUCGGCGCUGCCGCAAGAGAAUUGCGAACACCGAAGCAAUGGAAGGAAGAGAUGAGGGAAAAGCGCGAGAAAUACAGAGAGCAAAUGAACGAGGAAUCAAGAGAGGGGAGGAGGAAGGAACCUCAGAAGAUUAAAGUCUCUGAGGGUGCGGAAAAGGCCGGAGAUCUCUGGGAAUAGCACAUCAAGCACCUCCCUGAGCUCGCUCCUGCGAUGUGCAUCAAGUUUAGCAGCAGAUUCGAUGGCGGGAAGCUCAACGAGGAACAGAUUCGGACGCUGCGAGCUAAAAAGCUCUCGGGCCAUAUACAUCUACUCUCAGAUACUGCCUUUGACUUGGACAAAUUCACGCCAACGGAUUAUUGUAGUACCAAAACCCACAACCUGGGAGCAAUCCGGGAGCCGGCAUAUGUCCAGCUCUUCAAUGAAAAUUACUUGGCUCUUAAGAUCAGGCGCGAGUUGGUAUUUGCGAAUUUUGAUAUCGAUGAUAUCCCUUGCAACGCACCGUCGCGUUUUACAUACUACGGUAUCAGUGAGAGAUGCACGGCUGAUAAGGAAAAGCUGGGAGAGGAAGAAUCGGAGACUGAUGAAGAAAGCGUAACAGAAUGAGUGGACCUCCUUUUCAUGGGGGAAAGUGGAGAGGAUCUUUAUUUUCACUUGUCCGAAGUGG
Messenger RNA from Fusarium verticillioides 7600, 1028 nucleotides. RefSeq lists its product as hypothetical. The record is from RefSeq and is a predicted model, not a curated record. The coding region runs from base 575 to 967 and encodes 130 amino acids. The transcript has a single exon. Lineage: Eukaryota; Fungi; Ascomycota; Sordariomycetes; Hypocreales; Nectriaceae.